This is a messenger RNA of Salvia miltiorrhiza (redroot sage), 5866 nucleotides long. RefSeq lists its product as uncharacterized. Bases 363 to 2774 code for a protein of 803 amino acids. The record is from RefSeq and is a predicted model, not a curated record. The transcript has 5 exons. Lineage: Eukaryota; Viridiplantae; Streptophyta; Magnoliopsida; Lamiales; Lamiaceae.
GGCUUUCAGUUCACCACCUUAAUUAGAGGAAAUUCCCAGUUAUUUUUAAUGCACAAUUUAUCAACAAAAUAUUAAUUUCCUUUUCCAAUUUCUCUGUCAAGGCGUUUUGAUUAUCCUAUUUCAGUGUUCCUUAAUUCUGAAAUUCAACAUUGUUCAAUGCAUACUCUGUUGAUCUGAGCACUGAAACACCCUUGAAAACCUAUUUAGCUCUCUUUCUUUCUUUUUAGCUUUACAAAUUCUUUGAAAAUCUUUUAUUUAGUUCCUUUUCAGUGGAGAAUUUCAUCAAACGGCCCCUCGAAAAAAUUGCUUUACGUAGAGAGGAGGUUUUCAGAGCUGAAGACUGAUAUAUCAUAUAUCUGAAAAUGGAGUGCAAUAAAGAUGAAGCUGUCAGGGCUAAAGGAAUUGCAGAGAAUAAGCUACUAGAGAGAGAUAUUGCUGGAGCUAAAAUGUUCGGUUUAAAGGCUCAAAGCCUCUUCCCUGAGCUUGAUGGUCUGUCUCAGUUCCUUGAGAUCAUUGAUGUCUAUGUAGCCCAUGAGAAGAAAAUAAAUGGAGUAUCAGACUAUUAUGGCAUUUUUGGGUUAGAUCCAUUUUGUGAUGAAGAGAUUUUAAGGAAACAAUACAAAAGAAUGGCACUCUUUCUUCAUCCUGAUAAAAACAAGUCUGUUGGGGCUGAGGGAGCAUUCCAAAUAAUGUCUGAGGCAUGGAGUGUAUUGUCAGAUAAAGAUAAGAGAAGUGAAUAUGACCUGAAAGUGAACCUACGAUCUUCAAAUCAGACUGCCAGCUUCAAUACAUCAAAUGUAAAGUAUACAACUCCUGCUACUGAUCCACAGCGGGCAGCUACUAGAUCAAAUUUUCAGCAGUCACCAGUAACAUCCAUGCAGUUCCAGACCAUAUAUGAUCCUCUGCUUCCAAGAAAUACAGCCCCACCCUCUGGGAAUCAUAGUCAGAUUCACAAGUUUCGAAAAAAUCCACUCCCAGCCUUUGCUGCUCAGUAUAUUCCUACUCCAAGCCCACCCUUCCAUAAUUCAAAUGUUCCUUCCAGAAACCAGAUGACCUCCAGCUCUUGCUCGUUUAGACCAGACACAUUUUGGACAUUGUGCAAUAGGUGCAAUGUACAGUAUGAGUACAAGAACAUAUAUCUGAAUCAAACUCUUCUUUGUCGUCGCUGUCAGCGGCCCUUUUUGGCGAAAGCUAUAUCUGAUCCACCAGUACAUAACCGCAGUUCACACCCUCGCCCCUUCCCAAAUCAACAACAACAAGAAAUGCCCACUGCUGCACCACCAUCAGCUUCAAGAUCCUCUCAUGCUCCUUUGUCCCAUGCAUCUAAGAAGUAUGCGAAAAGAAGGCAUGAAGUGCCAAUAAACAUGGGGAGGGAAAAUGACCCUCCUAUGAACUAUAGCUGCAGUGUGCCAGAAAAUGUGGAAACAGCUUCAGCUUCUUAUACUGCUUCUCCUGGAGUAAACAAAGAGAGGCCAGUCAAAAGGAGACGUUUAGAUGGCCAAAAGUGUGAUGGUAGCAAGGAAGGAAGCCAAGGGACAGCAGGAAGUGGGGUAUAUAUGAAGAAGGCUUCUGCAGAUGUGAAGGGGAAAUUUGGGGCUGAGCAGUCCAGAAGUGUGGAGUUAUCUCAGAGAAACAUACGUGCUAUGCUCAUAGGGAAGGCUAAGGCAGAGAUCCGCCGCCAGCUAAAUGAAUGGGAGAAACAAAAACUGACCGCUUCACUUUUGAAUGGACAGGAUACGAGCAAUAUCGUGCAUGCUUUGAGCAACAAUUCCAUAAAUAAUCCACAGACAAAAAAUCAACUGAAGUUGGGGCCUUCGGAAUCAUCCACUUUCAAAGAGACUGUUGCGGAUGCAAAUUCUGAUGAUUUUGUGUCAAUGAGUGUUCCAGAUGCGAAUUUCCACAAUUUUGACGAGGACAGGAUAGAGAACUCAUUCAGUAAUAACCAGGUAUGGGCUGCAUAUGAUGAUGAUGAUGGCAUGCCUCGUUAUUAUGCUAUGGUUCACCAUGUCAUAUCCAGGAGCCCAUUCAAGAUGCAAAUCAGCUGGUUGAAUUCUAAAUCCUGUUCUGAAUUUGGAUCCCUUGACUGGGUAGCUUCUGGCUUCACCAAGACUACUGGGAAUUUUAGGGCUGGUAAGUAUGUAGUCAGUGAAAGAUUAAACUCUUUCUCUCAUCCUGUUAAGUGGGUAAAGGGAUUAAGAGGAGUGAUCCAUAUUUUGCCAACAAAGGGGGAUGUUUGGGCAUUGUACAGGAACUGGGCUGCUGAUUGGGAUGAGAACACAGCAGAUGAAACAAUACAUAAAUAUAAUCUGGUAGUGGUACUUCGAGACUAUAAUGAAGAUACAGGUGUUUUAGUUGCUCCUCUUAUUAAAGUGGCUGGCUUCACUUCAGUGUUUAACCAGCUUCCAGACCAGAGAGGGAUCCAGAUCAUUCCAAGGGAAGAGAUGUUUAGAUUCUCUCAUCAGGUCCCUUUUCACUUACUGAAUGGUCUAGAAGCUGAAAAUGCUCCUAAGAAUUGCUAUGAACUGGAUCCUGCUGCUCUCCCUUUGGAACUUCUAAAGACGAUUACGAUUACAGAUGCUCAAUCAGCCGAGAGAAUAGUUGCUGAUCUUGGGAUGCUUAGAGCAACAGGCCUUGGUAACGAGAUGGUGACAGAAUCAUGUCCAACAAAAGCCCAUACAAAUCAGAGAAGCGGUGUUGAAGAUCCCAAGUAUAUUUUUACAUAUAGUAGGAGAAACAAAGGAAAGAAGAUAGGAGGGGAUGUUGGUCAACCGUGACAGUUAACACCUUGGAUAAAUUUUAGAGGGUACAGUAUGGCUGCAGCUAAUAAUAUGGGAAGUUUGCUGAUGUGAUCAGGACUUAAUGGACUAGGCAGCAGUAAAUUACUUGAAAGUAAUUGGAGAAGAGCAUAACUCGAGUUUUGUAAGGUUAACCAGAAACUUGACUACAUCCUAUAGUGAAGGAAGUGAUGAUGAUAUGCAGAUAUGGAGCUCUUCGAGUAUGGCUCUGUGGAUGAAGUACAGUUGUUGGUUUGCAGUCAGCAGGGGUCUAUGAGUUAAUGCAAUGAUACAGGAUGAAUUUGAUUAUUUGUUAGAAAACAUCUAGAACCAGUUUUGUUGACUAUAAUAGACGGACCAGUUUACAGAAAUCAAUUGAAACUUGAGGUAUAUAUAAAGGAGCUGGGGUUUAUGAUUCAAAAGUUUCCACAUAUAAUUUUAACUCAGUUCAAACGUGGGGUGAGUCAGAAGGUCCUCCAGAUUCUCCUGGUCACAUAUGUCCAACUUGCUAGGCGAAGAUCUCUGAGUGCUUGGAUGGUGAUCCGUUAAUUGUUCAUCUGCCUCGCUGAUUGCUGCCCCAUGUGGACGCUAUUCUAUAAUGGUAACGAGUAAUUUAACGAUCUUUUUCCUGUUACACUUUGACCCGGAUGCUUUUUCGUUGUCUAUUAUAUAAUUUAACUUCAUUUAGGUUGCUAUUCUAGCAUUGUAAUGAAUUGUUGCCCCUUUUGCUCUUUGAUCCCAUCAUCCCAAUGAUAUUGGCUGUGUAUUACAAAUAAACUUCAUUAUGGUCAUCUAACCAUUCUAGUCGACAUUCCUGAGUGAAACUUCGUCUCAUACAAAUUUUGACUGAUGAAUCAUUUCCAUGCAAAGGGCUGAAACAGUUAUGUCACAAAAUGCUCAGAUUGAUUUGAGCUUCUUAGCGUGAGGAAAAAUGGAUCCCUUAUAUUGCAGCAAAACCUGGUUGCCACUAUGGACCCAUCUAGACAUUGUGCAACUCCUCCUAGAUCUACAUUUGCAUGCACUUUUUCCUAACGACCGCUACUUGCAUAGCCAUAGUUAAAAUUGCCUCCAAAUUAGGAACAAACUCCAGCAGUUGGGUGGAGAAAUGUAAUAUUUUCUUGCGAAAGAAGCCUUUUCUUGUGUGCAGCCUUACCUGAAUAUACUGAGCACCCUGAUAAAUCAUUUCUUAAUGCAUUGGGUAGACGAACUAUAAUCCUUUCAUGUUUUAAACCAUCCUCUCUCAUAAUAUCAUUUUUUUUUAUGUGAUAUGUUUGGUGCGUGUAUUCUGCAUAUGUAUCUUUUUCUUUAACGCUCUCUCUCUCUCUCUCUCAUGUGUUUUUUAGUAAUACUAUUUUUCUAUUAAACAACACAUGGCAAGUUAUUUUGUUUCUACGAGAGUGUUUCAACCACAUAGCAAGAAUAUAUUGUAUCAAUGUACAUAAAUACUUGCAUGAAUUGAAGUUUAUAUUAUCUGUCUAAUCAAUAUAUGAUAAAAAUAUUUAAGUUGGUUGAGAUAAUUCUUUUAUUUGAUUAUAUAUAUGUCAUGAGAAAUUUUCAUUUCGGAAUAUUAUCACUAUGUUUCUCAAGGUCAUUAUGUAAUUACCUUUGCCUAACGAAAAAUUAAAAUUUAAGUUAUAAAUAUGUAAAGUAGAGUUUAGUGUUAAUUAUUUAAGUAAAUAUAUGUAUAUCAAAUCAACUAAUCCUAUAAUUUCUUGUAAGUUAAUGACAUUAUAGACUAUAGUUGAGUCUUAAAGGCCGUGAUGAGGUCAAGUGAGAACAAUAAGUAUAAACAUAAGGAGUAAAGGCACUCAGAACGAGUGUACGAGGGAUUGAGAGUAUAACGGGGUGAAGUUCAUGUAAUCUGAAUUGCCAAUUAUUUAUUAUUAUUAUUAUUAUUAUUAUUAUUAUUAUUAUUAUUAUUAUUAUUAUUUAUUUAUUUAUUUAUUUAUUUAUUUAUUUUCUGAAAAACUCAUGUUUCUCUUUGCCAAAAUUAAAAAGUCGUUACAAAAAACAUCAAAAUUCAUGAUUUAUUUGUAAUUAACUCAAAAUAAAAAUGUGCUUAUAAGAAAUUAGUUCUUCAAUAUAGUUUGAUAUGCUGAAAUAAGUAAAUGAAACUGAACGGAACCGAAUGGGCUACCCCUUCAUACUCUCAUGAGGACUUGCUCUAAUAAUCGGCUACCAAAAGAAGUUUCUUUCAGUCAGGGCUUUUCUGCUUAAUCAGUGUUGACAGUUCUUCAAGACGGUAUCUUGGUAAGUAUUUCUUGCUUUUUGUUGCUUGUUUAUUGCUGGAGAUGAUAAAGUAGUUUUUCUGCAGGUUUCUUGAUACAGGAAAUCUAGACUUUUCUAUUUGAUAUAACAGCAAAGUCGAACGUACUAAUGUAACAAUAUUCUAGACUUUCCUAUUUGAUAUUAGCCAGUUCAAAGUUUGACAGGGGGGGGGGGGGGGUGAUAUUAGCCUACAUUCUUCAAAGUCCUAUAUAUUGUCAAGAGGUUUUUUGUCUUCACACCAUGGUAAUAUGAGAAUGUCACUCCAAAAACGAGUGAUGAUGAAAUGGGGUGCAAGAGAAAUGAUUCAAGAGUAAAAUGAUUGAAAAACUCAGCAAUAGGAUAUCUUGAAAAGUUAUAAUGAACUCAGCUUCCCAUUAGCUGCAUCAGGUAACUUUGUGAGUUACCGGAUCUGAAAUGUCUUCAACUUUUAGUUUCUUUCAAUUCCUGCAAAAUCGACUUAUGUUACUUUACCGGUUAUCAGGACUAAUAAUAUUAUUUGAUUAGGUUGUUAUGGAGGAUAAGGUGCUCUAUUCCUUCCAUGCUUUUAGGUAUGCAAUAUAGCAUUUUUUUCGAGUUUUCCGAGAAAGUGGUGAAGUUGGAUAUAAUGAAGGUUGGUUCUUGAUUUAUUCAGUUGACACCAAUGUCCAGGUAGCUUUUUGUGUUGCUGAGGUUGUUUGUAUUAGGAGACUGUAUGAGAUUCUCUUCAUCUCAUAGUGCAGAUUAUUUCUGUAUUUCUUUACUCGGCUUUGAUGGUUUGGGUAAUGAUGUUAAAUUGUAUGCGUGAAUGCUUAUUUCUUCAUAUCAAAUCUCAAGGGCUUGCUUCA